CUCCUUGUCAGCUCGUGCACACUGUUUUGCAUGGCUGUGCACAGCACAGCCAUGGAAAACAGUGUGAUUACAGUGAAGCACAAACACACCCAGCAUACAGUUAAUCCUUUGAUCACCCUUCAUGUUAACCCCUUCCUGCCCAGUGUCAUUAGUACAGUGUCAGUGCUUUUUUUUUAGCACUGAUAACUGUAAUGGUGUCACUGGGGAUGACAGUGACACCAAGUCAGUUCCCCCCAGUGUCAGAAUGCCCGCCGCAGUCCUGCUAUAAGUCGCUGAUCGCCCCCAUUACUAGUAAAAAUUAUUUUACAAAAAAACUCCAAUAUCUAUACCGCCAUUUGUAAACGCUAUAACUUUCACGUAAACCAAUUAAUUUA
Staurois parvus is the source of this 374-nucleotide messenger RNA. Lineage: Eukaryota; Metazoa; Chordata; Amphibia; Anura; Ranidae. The record is from the annotation of a GenBank genome assembly.